Messenger RNA from Pezoporus flaviventris, 4171 nucleotides. It is a transcript of the gene MIGA2, whose product is annotated as mitoguardin 2. Lineage: Eukaryota; Metazoa; Chordata; Aves; Psittaciformes; Psittacidae. The record is from RefSeq and is a predicted model, not a curated record. Bases 220 to 1998 code for a protein of 592 amino acids. Gene Ontology annotation, biological process: mitochondrial fusion. The transcript is spliced from 16 exons.
CCGCGGCCAUGGCGCGCAGCGCGGGGAGAGGGCGCCGAGCGGGGCUGCGCGCCUCUCCCCCCCGCCACGGAGGAGCAUUGCUGGAUGAAGGCUGAACCCAGGACUCUGAGCCAGGUGUCAGAGGAAAGUUGGAUUUCUUUGUGAGCAGCUCACACAGCAUCCGCAACAAGUACCCUUCCCCUUGCUGGCUCCUGGAGGUGCCAGCAUCCUUGUGCAGACAUGGCAUUUAGAAGGACAGAGGGAAUGUCCAUCAUCCAGGCCUUGGCCAUGACUGUGGCAGAGAUCCCUGUGUUUGUUUACACCACGUUUGGGCAGUCUGUCUUCUCUCAGCUGCGGCUCUCUCCAGGCCUGCGUAAGGUGCUGUUUGCUACAGCUCUCGGGACGGUUGCGUUGGCUCUUGCAGCUCAUCAGCUGAAGCGGCGUCGGCGUCGAAAGAAGCAGAUUGCUCCAGAGAAGUGUGGCUUUAAGCCUGGCGGGAUCACGGUGCCCAUCUUGCCAACCAGAAGGGUCUCCUCUGUCAAGAAAGGAUACUCCAGCAAGAGAGUGCAGAGUCCUGGCAGCAAGAGCAAUGACACACUCAGCGGGAUUUCCUCCAUUGAGCCCAGCAAACAUUCCAGUUCUUCCCACAGCCUCACCUCGAUGGCAGCAGUCAAUUCCUCAAGUCCAAUACCAGCAUCAGCAGGGAUGUGGGAGGCCCAGGUGAUGGGAGAUGCUGGAGCCAUUGGUGAUUCCAGUGCAGAAAGCCUCUACAUUCAAGGCAUGGAGCUGUUUGAGGAGGCCCUGCAGAAGUGGGAACAGGCACUGACCAUCAGGCAGAGGGACAGUAUUAGUACCAGCACUCCUGUGCCCUGGGACAGCAAGAAACAGCAAGAGAGCAUAUCUGAGAACAUCUCAGAGGAGGAGUCCCAGAAAAGGGAAUUUGCCGAGAAGCUGGAGUCCCUCUUGCACCGAGCCUACCAUCUCCAGGAAGAGUUUGGGUCUUCACUUCCAUCAGACAGCAUGCUGCUGGACCUGGAAAAGACUUUAAUGCUUCCAUUGACGGAUGGGUCACUGCGGCUACGGACAGAUGAUGAAGACAGCUCAACCUCGGAGGACUCCUUCUUCUCUGCAGCAGAGCUCUUUGACUCUCUCCACUUUGAGGAAAUGCCAUUCCACCUCUCUAAGCCAGUAGCAGCAUAUGAAGAAGCUUUGCAGUUAGUGAAAGAAGGGAAAGUUGCGUGCCGGACGCUGAGGACGGAGCUCCUUGGCUGCUACAGUGACCAGGAUUUCCUAGCAAAGCUGCACUGUGUCAGGCAGGCCUUCCAGGAGCUGCUGGAGGAUGAAAGCAAUCAAUUGUUUUUUGGGGAGGUUGGGAAACAAAUGGUGAUAGGACUGAUGACAAAAGCUGAGAAGAAUCCCAAAGCUUUUCUGGAAAGCUACGAGGAAAUGCUGCAUUAUGCACUGAAGCAAGAGACCUGGCCGACCACUCAGCUGGAGCUGGAGGGAAGAGGGGUGGUGUGCAUGAGUUUCUUUGAUAUUGUGCUGGACUUUAUCCUCAUGGAUGCUUUUGAGGAUCUGGAGAACCCGCCCUCCUCCGUGCUGGCUGUGCUGCGCAACCGCUGGCUCUCCGACAGCUUCAAGGAGACAGCUCUAGCAACUGCCUGCUGGUCAGUUCUGAAAGCAAAAAGGAGGCUUCUGAUGGUACCAGAUGGUUUUAUCUCUCAUUUCUACUCCGUAUCGGAGCAUGUCAGUCCUGUUCUAGCCUUUGGUUUUCUGGGGCCCAAGCAGCAGCUAUCUGAAGUCUGCAGUUUCUUCAAGCACCAGAUAGUACAAUACCUAAAGGACAUGUUUGAUUUGGACAACGUGAGAUACACAACAGUGCAGUCGCUGGCAGAAGACAUUCUGCAGCUCUCACGGCGGCGCAGUGAGAUCCUCUUGGGAUAUCUGGGCACUGAGACUUCCCCGGAGAUGAACGGCAUGCUUCCUGGUGAAAAUGAGCCGCUGAAGGAGCUCAUCUGAUCUGUCAGGGGAGGAAAACAGUUUUGUACAAGGACCUUUCUCCUUCCAGAGAUGGAUAAAACUACCUGCAACGUGCUGUGGUGGCAGUGAGACUUCACACGCAGCAACCUGGUGGGACCUUCUGCUUUGUGUAGCCGGUAGUGUUUGCUGGGAUGGAUCCAGGACCACUUGCCAGCUUAUGGUUUGAAUUUCUUGUUUUGUUCCACCAUUCUGUUCUUGUUAUUUUUAAUGUGUCAUAUGAACCAUGCCUGGGCCCAGGUUUUUGCACAAUUCCCUUGGCUAGGGACAACAUACACGCACCCAUUCACCCGUGUGUUCUCUGGGAGGUAACCCCUGAUGUUUACGGUUGUGUGUGGGAGCAGGAACAUCAUUGGUAAAUUCUGCACUUGACCAUUAGCUUCUUGAAGAGGCUUUGUUUGCUUUGGGGUUUUAAUUAUUGUUCUUCUCUGCUGUGUUGCUACAGACAUUACUGCUGAUUUUUACCUUUAGGUGUUUUAAUACAUGCAAUGUGACUAGCAAAGGUUUCUUUCCCGAGGAGGAAGAAAUACUUCUGUAAAGCGCUGAAGUAAAAUGCAGACUUCUGUAACCAGUCUGAAGCUCUAAGGAAGUUGGUCUGUUCCCUCGAUGUUGCUGCUGUUUUCAGGCCAGAUGACAGGCUCUGUGCCAUGGUCAUCCACCCUUAGGAGAUUGCUGAGGUCUAUGUUUGCCCCUAAGGCAAGAUAUUGUGAGAAAGGGGUGGAUUUGCAUCCUGCCUGUGCAUGCACAAAGUCUUUAAUGUCUGUCAAAGUGCCUUGCUGCAUUUCAGUAUGAGCCAUUAGCAGGUUUUGCUAGGUAGGAGGUGUGGGGUGUACACAAGCAGAGGGAAUUGAUGUACUGUGCUGCUUAUUCCUUCAUGCACAACGUAGUAAGAGGUGUAGAUGGUGGAUGUGAUGUACAAAAGGGGUUAUGUGUGCAGGCAGCUGGAGAGCUGGGAUCAAGCUGGUGGAGAGGAAAUGACUCAUGAUAGUCUGUCAGUCCUAAGAAACAUAGCAUGGUUUUGGGUAUAGAUCAGAUGCAUGUGUAUGUGUGCCCUUGUAAUGCUGAGACAGGCUCUUCUCAAAUGAUGUGAUCCUGCCUGCAUAGCCAGCACCUGAAACCUGGCUGCUCUGGGACAUGUGCUGAGUUGGAUGCUAGCAUAGGAUAGCACUAGUGUUGCAUGCUGGACUUGAAGAGUCCUGGCUUGUGUGAGGUUUGUGGUGAUUGACUGAGUCCUCUCUGAAUGCAGUACUGUGGAUGAAGGUCGAAGGUCCAGCCUGUGCUUUCUCCUGGUUUAAUCCACAGACAGCUCCAAGUCCCAGCCUCAGAACAAGGAGGUAUUCAGGGAGAAGAAAAUGAGGACUUUCACAAAAACAUGGGCUUCACUGUUUAUUCUCCAGACCUGAUUAGUUAUCCCUUCUGUCUGUUCUAGGUAAAAGGCAUAAGUGUUAUCUAGCCAUUCUUUGUAAGGGGGACCAGAAAAUGUAAGCAUCUGGAGAUUCCAUGUGAGUGGAAAGUCAGUGCAUGGGCUUGGAGAACACAAAUGUCUUCUUUCUUCCUUCUAGGAUAUCUAAUGUGGAUUCUGCUGGUAAAAGCAGGAAGGAAAUAAGCAGGGAAAAAUUAAACAGGAGGAUGUCAAAAGAGUAGAUAAAUGCUUCUGAGAUGCUUGCAAGAGGGUAAGUGUAGAGUACGUAACAUCUGUUGCUUUAUAAGCGCACCAGCCUGAUGUGGCUUAUCCUGAAGACCGAAUUAAUGCUGUAAACAAGACAGUGCUGAAGCAGAGGUGAGGAGCAGCUGACCCAAGUGAGGCUGCAUGAAAUAAGCUAUUAUGAGGAGGCUUUAAGAGGCAGCAAUUGAAUCUAGGAGAGGUCUCUGAGGUGUUUUGCUACUGGCAGCAUGAUGUGAGAGAAGGAACAGUGGAUGUUGUAUUAGCAUGACACACCUGCUCUGUGUAAAUGUGAUUCAAAAAUGUGUUAUAUUAUAAAAGCAAGUUACUUGUGGGGGGGGAGUUUAUAGUACUUUAUGUUCUUAUGUGGCUGGUUUAGAAGAACGAGUAACUUCAGCAGCUUUGUAUAAUGGUUAAAAAGAUGCUAAAAUGUGAAGGUUAAUGUAAUAAUACAGAUUGUAAUUCUAAAGAAUCAAUGCUGUUAAUUUCUCA